CCUUUACAUACUCAUUCCAGUACACACAUCACCACCUCAUCAUCUAUCUUUCUUUCUUUCUUUCAUAUCCUCUUCCUUGUAGUGUACCCAUUUUGAAUGUGUUCUCUCUCUCUCUCUUUUUCUUUGGGUCCCUGGUGAAUAUCUAGAACCACUCUCUAUCUAGUUUCUCUCUUCUUGCUAGCUAGCUAUCUAUCAUCGAUCACUCUCUUGGUUUAACCACCUGAAUGCCGGAAAACAUGAGCAUAUCAGUGAAUGGACAAUCUCAAGUCCCUCCUGGCUUCAGGUUUCAUCCAACUGAAGAGGAGCUUCUUCAGUACUACUUGAGGAAGAAGGUCUCCUAUGAGAAGAUUGACCUUGACGUGAUUCGUGACGUUGAUCUCAACAAGCUCGAGCCAUGGGACAUACAAGAGAAAUGCAAAAUAGGAACCACUCCGCAGAAUGAUUGGUACUUCUUCAGCCACAAAGACAAGAAGUACCCCACAGGAACGCGCACCAAUCGCGCCACUGCUGCAGGGUUCUGGAAGGCCACUGGCCGUGACAAAGUCAUAUACAGCAACGGCAAGAGGAUUGGAAUGAGAAAGACUCUGGUUUUCUACAAAGGAAGAGCCCCACAUGGCCAGAAAUCCGAUUGGAUCAUGCAUGAAUACAGACUAGACGACAACAACACCGCUGACACCAAUAUUGUGUCCAAUGUGAUGGGGGAUGCUGCUCAGGAAGAAGGGUGGGUGGUGUGUAGGAUAUUCAAGAAGAAGAACCAUCUGAAAACCCUAGACAGCCCCUUGGCUUCAGGGGAAGAUAGAAGGAGCCACUUGUUCGACUCGUGCGACGAGGGAGCUUUGGAGCAAAUACUUGAGCAAAUGGGAAGGAGUUGCAAGGAAGAGAGCAGCUAUGAAGGCAACUACAGAAACUAUGGAAGGUUUACAAGGCCUUAUGAGACAACAGGGUUGAACAAUGGCGGCGGAUACAAUGAUAGGUUCAUGAAGCUCCCGAGCCUCGAGAGCCCGAAAUCUGCGAGCAUGGAGAGCCACCACAACACCAACAACAACAAUAACAUGAAUAGUAAUAAUAAUAAUAAUGGUGAUAACAACGAGAACAACAAUAAUAAUGGGUACCAUCCCAUGAUUCCAGUAGAGAUGGGCACAGACAACGAAGGGUCAUUCACAACGCACCAGGUGAGUGGUGGUGACCCCAACAACAACAACAACAACAUGGUUCAUCCAUUGGAGGUAGGAUCAGGUGGUGGAGGCCUCACCAACUGGGCUGCGCUGGACCGUCUAGUUGCAUCUCAACUCAAUGGCCAAACCGAUGCCUCUAGGCAACUCGCGUGUGCAUUCAACGACCCCACCAUGUAUUGCACCAGUGACCAUCAUGAUCUUCAUCAAAUCCCCACCCUCCGAUCCUCAUCAACGUCCGCGGCGCACACUAGACCUUCCCCUGCACCAGCAUUCAUCAACCCCACCACACAGGACUUCACCAGCGAGAUUGACCUUUGGAACUUCACCCGAUCCACGUCCUCACUGUUGGCAUCCUCCGAACCACUGUGCCACGUGUCCAACACGUCAGUGUAGCAAGAUCAAUAAAAUAAUAAUAUAAAAAAAAAAAAUUAUCCCCACCUUCACCUUCACCUUCCCCUUCCCUACUUCUCCCUUUUCCUCCAUGUUCGAUUGUUAAAUAUAGAAAUAAUUAUUAGCCCCUUGAUCAUAUAUCAUGUUUAAUUUUAGUUCUUCUUCUCUCAAGUCUCAUAGGAUUAUUAUUACAGACUGUUAAAUGUGAUGAUUCUCCUAGCAUACAUUUUUACUUAAUUCGACUCUUGUUGGCAAUAUUUCAUUGACAA
Messenger RNA from Glycine soja, 1834 nucleotides. RefSeq names its product NAC domain-containing protein 43-like. The record is from RefSeq and is a predicted model, not a curated record. Gene Ontology annotation, biological process: regulation of DNA-templated transcription. Lineage: Eukaryota; Viridiplantae; Streptophyta; Magnoliopsida; Fabales; Fabaceae. Gene Ontology annotation, molecular function: DNA binding. The coding region runs from base 225 to 1568 and encodes 447 amino acids. The transcript is spliced from 3 exons.